Gongylonema pulchrum is the source of this 789-nucleotide messenger RNA. The record is from the annotation of a GenBank genome assembly. NCBI's taxonomy places the organism in Eukaryota, Metazoa, Nematoda, Chromadorea, Rhabditida, Gongylonematidae.
AACAAGGGUGAAUGGGAUGCACUGGCCAAAUGGGCGAUCAGUAAUGAUGUAUACUCGAUAAAUGCACGAUGGCUGGUGCAGAUUCCUCGAUUAUAUGAUGUUUAUCGAGCAAAGAAAAUGGUGAAAAAUUUCGAUGAAAUGCUUGACAAUAUCUUUACACCAUUAUUUGAAGCAACAAACGAUCCGGAUUCACAUCCGGAUUUGUUCCGAUUCUUGCAGCAAAUUUCCGGCAUCGAUUCAGUGGAUGAUGAAAGCAAAGCCGAAUAUAUACAGUUUGAUCGUUCAACACCCGAGCCAUGCCACUAUUCGGAUGCCGAAAAUCCGCCCUAUAAUUAUUACUUAUUUUAUAUGUAUGCUAAUUUGGUGGCGCUCAAUGCAUUCAGACGAGCACGUGGUCUCAACACUUUUUCAUUACGCCCACAUUGUGGUGAAGCGGGCCAUGUCAACCAUCUUGUCACGGGUUAUUUAACAUCCGAAAGUAUUGCCCAUGGUCUUUUGCUCCGAAAAUAUCUAUUUUACCUGUCACAAAUUGGGAUUGCUAUGUCACCGCUGAGUAACAAUUCGUUGUUCAUCAGUUACCAUCGUAAUCCUCUUCCGGAUUUUCACAUGAAAGGACUGAAUGUAUCGCUUUCAACAGAUGACCCGUUGCAGUUUCAUUUCACCAAAGAAGCGCUGAUGGAAGAAUACAGUAUUGCUGCGCAGGUGUGGAAGCUCAGUAGCUGUGAUAUGUGUGAGUUAGCUCGAAACAGUGUGUUACAAAGCGGCUUCGAAGAUAAAGACUUGUUUUAG